This is a messenger RNA of Pyricularia grisea, 1350 nucleotides long. RefSeq lists its product as uncharacterized. The record is from RefSeq and is a predicted model, not a curated record. Gene Ontology annotation, biological process: secondary metabolite biosynthetic process. The transcript is spliced from 3 exons. Bases 1 to 1350 code for a protein of 449 amino acids. Gene Ontology annotation, molecular function: FAD binding; monooxygenase activity. Lineage: Eukaryota; Fungi; Ascomycota; Sordariomycetes; Magnaporthales; Pyriculariaceae.
AUGCAUCCCCAAUCAAAAGCAAACCUUCAUGUCAUAGUGAUCGGCGCCGGCAUGGGCGGCCUUUCAGCAGCCAUCUCCAUCAGGAUGUCCGGCCACAGGGUGACCCUCUUCGAGUCGGCAAAGGAGCUCCUGGAAGUCGGCGCCGGUAUCCAGCUGACACCCAACUGCACUCGCAUCUUGGAGAAAUGGAACCUCUCGCCCAGGCUGUGGGAAGCUGGGGCAAAGCCGUCAGAGUUUCUCAUACAUAGAUACUCGGGCGAGGUGUUGGCCAGGGAGGAAGGGUUCGGCCGCAAGAUGAAGGAAAGAUAUGGCUCCCCGUACUAUUGCAUGCACCGGGUCGACUUCCAGCAGGCACUGUAUGAGCGCGCAAAGGAGCUGGGCGUCACGUUUCGGCUGGGCCAGAGGGUGACGCACAUCGACUUUAACGAGGCCAUCAUCAACACCGAGGAAGGCGUGACGCAAAAGGGAGAUCUCAUCGUCGCGGCCGAUGGGCUGUGGUCCAAUGCCAGGGGCAUGUUUUCCGGGCCCCAUGACGUCCCGAAGCCGACGGGUGACCUGGCAUAUCGUGUGGUGCUGAGGCUGGACCAGAUUGAGGAUAAAGAGCUCAGAGAAUGCGUGUCGAAUCCAAAAGUCCGCAUCUGGAUUGGACCAGGGGCUCAUGCCGUUGGGUAUUCCCUCCGAGGCGGGACCAUUUACAACAUUGUGCUCCUUGUCCCGGACAACCUCCCACCCAAUGUCAGUCGCCAAGAAGGAUCCGUAGAGGAGAUGAAGGCGCUUUUCCAAGGAUGGGACCCUAUAUUGAACAAAUUCUUGGCUCUCGUGGACAACGUGACCAAGUGGAAGCUUAUGCACAGGGACCCACUUCCUUCCUGGGUCAACGACAGAUCCAACCUCGUCUUCUUGGGCGACGCAUGUCAUCCCAUGCUGCCCUACCUCGGCCAAGGUGCCAACUCGGCCGUGGAGGAUGGCGCAGUCCUAGGCCUCCUCCUCGGGCACAUUUCAUCGAAAGAAGACCUACCCCAGGCGCUGAGCAGAUAUGAGAAGCUUAGAAAACCCAGGGGCGACGCUAUACACGAUGCGACUUUUGAUCAGAGAGACGAUUUUCACCUGCCCGACGGCCCGGAACAAGAGGCGCGAGACGCGAUUUUCCUAUCCCAGCUGGGUAAGGAUCAGUUGGCAGCGCCCUUCCCAAGCAGGUGGACGUGUCCUCAAGUCCAGCCGUGGCUGUACGGCUAUGAUGCGUAUAAAGAGGUCGAGAAAGAACUGGUGGCGAACCCUUUCGAGAACAGAAAUUCGUACAAGCAGAUUGAGAGAGAAAUGAUGGCGAUGUCGUUCGAGAGCAGACUGUAA